GUAUGUGUGUGUGUGUGUGCGUAUGUAUGUGUGUCGCGUGUGCGUCUGUCGAAUUUGUUUUGGCAAUGUCGCGCUUACGUCUAUCCCGUUCCCCUUCCUCGUUUUUUUUUUCAUUUCCAUUUAUCUAUAUCGUCAUCGUUUGUCGUCGCGUGUGUGUAUGUGUGCGCUUGUGUGCGUGGGUGCAUGUGUGCGUGUGUUUGGGCAUCAAGAGAAAAGAUUCCGCUGCCAGCGGACGGUCCACCACGUUGUACCCGCGCCUUCGAUCCGUCUUCCGCCUCGUGCAACGACGAAUAUGCGGCUCAUACGCGACCCGCGUCGGGACCAUCGUCGAAAAUAUCCACGAGCAUCGUGACACCUGGGCCCGGCGAUGUUCGGAAGAUGACGUGGUGUCGGUCGCGGCGUAAGAUGUCAAGCGUCAAAAUGGGCUGUUUCGGGAGCAAGGACAAGCUGAGCAAAGAGGACAUGGACUUCCUCAAAUCGCACACGCGAUACGACGAAGCCACCAUAAAGGAAUGGUACAAAGGCUUUAAACAAGACUGCCCUAACGGCAGGUUAACGCCGGCGAAGUUCGUCGACAUGUACAAAAUGUUCUUCCCGUCCGGCAACGCGGAGGAAUUCUGCGACCACGUUUUCCGCACAUUCGACAUGGACAAAAACGGCUACAUCGAUUUUAAGGAAUUCCUGCUGGCGAUCGACGUUACGUCGAGCGGUACGCCGGAGGAGAAGCUGAAAUGGGCGUUCCGUAUGUACGACGUUGACGGUAACGGCGUUAUCGAUAUGCAAGAAAUGACGAAGAUCGUUCAGGCGAUAUACGACAUGCUCGGCGCGUGUUCAAGCAACAGGCCGGCGGACAGCGCGGAGGAGAGGGCGAAGAAUAUAUUCGCGAAGAUGGACGAGAACAACGACGGGCAGCUGACGCAGGACGAGUUCCUGAAGGGUUGCCUUCAGGACGAGGAGCUGUCGAAGAUGCUCGCUCCUUAAUCCCGACGCCGCGUAUCCGCACGAGCCGUCGACGCGCGAACAUGAGAAACAAAAAGGAAACAAUAAGACACCACACCGCUCUCUCACGACUUUCUCAGAAGAAUUCCGGAAACGGAACAGUCAAUGCCAGCAACGACGAGCCACCACCGAAAUUGACGCUCGCAUAUACACGCGCACACACAGACCACACGUCAUUGCCCACAUAUACACACGUACACGAUAAUUUUCUAUUAACUACGACGUACGUUAUCGUUGUGGCGGCUCGACAACGAGCCCGUCGCUCGUGCCGGACGAUGAAGCACGAGCGACCAGAAAUGGAGGAGGAGGAAAAGGAGGAAGCCGAUAUCAAGGUUGAUCGAGAAUGAUCGAGAAUGAUGGAGGAUAAGCGAUAAACGUAGAGAGAUUGAGAGAGGGAGAGAGAGAAAUAUAUAUAUAUAUAUAGAGAGAGAGAGAGAGGAGUUUUCCGACAUCGGAAUCGCGCGUCCGCAGGACGACACAACGACAACGCCGAUGAUUGGUCUCUCGGAGCAGCAGGAAGUCUCGCGAAAAACGCAGGACGACGCCAGGAGACGACAACGACGGGGGAUCCGAAUUAGGCCACUUCACCUUCACGGAAGACCCCCGUGGUCGUAUUCACGAGUUCGUCACCUUGAUACAACCGCAGCGGGACGUCCGCACACGUCGUCCACGUCCAAGAGGAGUUUCCUCCGGACUAGUGUCGGUGGAAUUAACGGGGGCGGGAAUCUUCACAGGGGCGAAGCGACAACGUCGUCGAGAAGAGAGACGGGGAGAGAGCGGCGGCGGCUUUCGAAGCCUGUGCUCACACCGACAAUUUGGCUCGGCUAAUCCUGGACAAACGACCCGCCCGGGGUUCGCUCCUUUUCGGAUUACAGUUUCGCCUAAUAACGUGGCCACGGGUCACAAGGAAAAUUUCGUUAAUCCUCUGAUGCGCUUUAGAGAACCUAAAGACUUUGCACAUCGUAUAUUGUUCUCGUGGCGNCGGGUACGG
Molecule: messenger RNA, 1990 nt
Organism: Dinoponera quadriceps
Lineage: Eukaryota; Metazoa; Arthropoda; Insecta; Hymenoptera; Formicidae
Product: neuronal calcium sensor 2
Exons: 6
Coding region: 184-981 (265 amino acids)
Molecular function (GO): calcium ion binding
Source: RefSeq, a predicted model, not a curated record